CCUCACCUCCCUACUACAUAGGAACCUUCCUGAGGCCGCUCACCCAAGGGGCUGAUUAUCAGCGCCUUCGAGCCCUUGAUGGUCGUGGCUGUGGCCCACGACGGCCUAUCUGAUAGCCGGGCCCAGACCGUCUGCUUAUCGUGUAAAGAACGCAAGCAGAAGUGUGACAGGUCGUUGCCCAGCUGCACCCGCUGCGAGCGGUUACUCUUGAAAUGUCGCUAUCCAGAACCGAGAGUAUACUCUAGUCGGACGACGUCUUCGGGCUCCGAGAGUGUUUCGUGCCCAUCGCCUGUGAUCGACCGCGACCAAGCUUUGGCCAAUGACCUCCGCCUUGUCUUUGAUGGAUCCCAGUCUGGCCUCCCUCAAUUGGGAGACUUAGUCAGUAAACAUAGAGAGCAGUUUGAAGCCAUGGCGGAUGUCUUUCUUUCCUCUUGCCAGAAAUGGGUUCCCAUUAUCCACCGACACACAUUCCGGGAGCACUGCAAAGCGCCCCAGACAGAGCUUCCUCAAGGGUUUCUUGCCUUAAUCCUAAGCAUGGGGUUGAUGACACGCCCUUUGAUGGACGGCGAUAGACCGGACUCACUACGCGAGUCUAUGUAUGUGGCAGCGAGACGACUCUUUUGGGAUGUGGAGUCUGUCGCACAGCCGACACUGGCUCUCAUUCAGUGUGGACUCUUGCUGUCUGCGUAUGAAUAUGGACAAGGGCUCCUGAAUGCUUCCUACGUGACGAUUUGUGUCUGUUCAAGUAUGGCGCAAAUCAGUGGGCUCUGCCCAACACAACACCCACCAUCUCUUCCACUCCCGGGCCCCUGGGCGCCGCAAGACGAGGGACUGCGGACUUGGUGGGGAAUUUUGAUUCAUGAGAGGAUGAUUAGUCUGAAAAGUGGCGUUCCCAUCCGACCUCUGGGUAUUAGUGACUCAGAAGUCAUGGAAGGCGUGGACGUUGAAGCAGAAUCCCGCUUUAUUGUUUCGAACAUUGAUCUCGAUCCGUUAUAUGCUUCUUUCUAUCUCCAGGCAAGAGCUGCAACCUGGCUGGAAUUGGUUCUAGACGUGACGCGCAGCCCUCAAACACGGUCCUCGGAAGGCCGGCUACGCUUUCAGAAUCUUGAUAGAGGUCUACUACUCUUCUUGAUGACCCUGGUUCAACUCGGCCUGGGGUCCUGCUGUGAAGCCAUUGCCAUUAGCCUCAGUGCCUUUAUUCACUUGCACAGAUGGCGUCUCACAUGCGAUAGCCCCUUCUUCUCCCAGCAGGAUUACCUGGAAUCAUCAAGGGCGAUUGAAACGAUCCUCAAGGUCCUGUCAGAUCUCGCCCAACACCGUGCCGAAAGCGCUAUCUCCGGAGAAGACAAUGAGCUAGACGCCGAGCAAUUCCCCUAUUUUAUCCAUAUGAUCUAUCAACUACUAAUUGAAAUGCGACAACAGCCACGCCUGCAGUAUCGUCCAGCAACGGACACAGUCCCAUCGCAUGCGUUUGAAAAAGAAAUGAGUCUCCUCUAUGGGAUCCUCCUAAAACAGACCGACCGAUGGCAGAUUUCACGGGAAUACCUUGCCAUGCUAGAUGGCGGGUAAUGAUAUCAUCUAAUAUCUAUAAGAACUCGACAACAACGGUCUGCGCAACGAAGAGAGUCUACUAACAAGUUUAUACGAUGAUCUAUCAAUGAACAUAACUCUUGUGCUUCAUGACUUGGUGGUUUGAAACUCGAUUAGUCGAUGCUGUCCAGUCUUUUGGCUUUGAUUGAAUGGAAAAUGAAGAAAGAAAAUUAUGCGGUAUGAAAGAUAGCCCCUUCAAUGCAUAGUUGGGAUAGAUUCGCCUCCGUCAUAAUCUACUUGAUUGACAAGAAUAUAUAGAGUAACUAGUUAGGUACUGAAUGCAUCACAUGUCAUAGAGUGGAC
Molecule: messenger RNA, 1893 nt
Organism: Penicilliopsis zonata CBS 506.65
Lineage: Eukaryota; Fungi; Ascomycota; Eurotiomycetes; Eurotiales; Aspergillaceae
Exons: 5
Coding region: 79-1569 (496 amino acids)
Biological process (GO): regulation of DNA-templated transcription; DNA-templated transcription
Cellular component (GO): nucleus
Molecular function (GO): DNA binding; DNA-binding transcription factor activity, RNA polymerase II-specific; zinc ion binding
Source: RefSeq, a predicted model, not a curated record